GCGGCAUGCCGGUUGCUGUGCCAGUCCGGGAAGGCGCACCGAUGAGGGUGCACGCGUCUCGAUCGCCGCCCACAACGACGAACGCGCGUACGCGAGUGUGUUCAAAAACUAACGCGUUUCAUAUCUGAAAACUUUUGUAUAUUUAUCGUAGUGACAGUGUGAACAUGAGGUGUUUAGUGGUUAUUCUGAGCAUGCUGGCGCUGGCGCAGGUCGCCGCCGGGGCCGUCGCUGGCGGCACCUCCUGCGCCCACUCGGAGCAGUUCUUCGCCAGGCACAACGUGUCAGCUGAUGAUAGCGGCGAACCAGGACAAAUAUGCGAUGGUCACUGCUGUGGACGGGGUCGCGAGGUGCGUCUGCGCGUUGCUUUGCGGAAAAUGGCAGAGGAGAGCGCCGCGGUGUCCACACGACGGACCGCCGAACUGAUGUUGUCCACCAGGCGGACGCUACAAGAACACUUAGUGGGACUGUCACAUAAGUCGCAGAACAAAACAGCACUGCUGUUCACGCAAGUAUACAGAGGGCAUGCGACGCGAACUCACGCGUCAGUGUCGACGCUCUACGAAGACAUCCGAAUGCUGCUAAGAUCGAACUCCGAACGCGACGGGGACGGCUUGAACUCGCGACCGCCGAAAGACCUGGUCGCGAGCACCAGGAAGUUCUUCAGAGACAUAUUUCCAGUCGCGUAUCAGAAUGUAUUAAAAUUGGACUCGAAGCCAUUCACUCCGGAGUAUGAAGCCUGUUUGAAGGACGCUUACGACGUCGUGCGACCGUUUGGAGACGUGCCGCAAGAGCUGGGCAUAUCAUUAUCGCGGUCGCUGGAAGCGGCGCGGGUCCUGUUGGAGAUGAUGACUGUGGGUGCGGGGGCGUUGUCCACCACUGAACACGUUCUAUCCAACGCCAAUGAGGAGUGCUCCAACAAACUGCUCAAAGCUGGUGGUUGUGCGCGCUGCGGGGGACAUGAUGCGAGACCAUGUCGGAACUACUGCCUUAAUGUUGCUAGAGGCUGCAUGGGAUCUCAGCUGGUAGAACUAGACGGACCCUGGGCCGGCUUCGUGGAAGGAGUGGAGCGCCUCACGAGGGUCGACGCUGAUGCGGCGCUCAGGGAACUCGACUCCAAGGUCUCCACGGCCAUCAUGUACGUCAUAGAGAACAAGAACAUUCUGGAAAAUAAGGUGAAGUCGGAAUGCGGCCCUCCGACGACCGUGGAAGCUGGCCUCACCCCGCCGCCACCGACACCAGGUUCUGUCAAACGGGACGACUUCCGAGCACCGCCGCCAGAGACAGAGCUCCUCCAAUUCGCUGCGACCCUGGCUUCCACGAAGAAACUCUUCAGCGGCCUCGCGGACCGGCUGUGUGACGAGACAGAAUUUGCAGAAGAAACCAAUGAUCAUUGUUGGAAUGGAGAAGCUAUUGGGGAAUAUACAAAAUCUUUAGUACCUUCUUCAUCGCUGGUCGACCAGAAGUACAACCCUGAGAUAACCAGCACCCCGCCUCAGGACCCAAGAGUUGCCACGAUAGCUGACAGACUUCAGCAAGCCAGACAGUUGCUGAUGUCUCACACGGGUACCGGUGAAGUGCAAGCGGAAGCGUUUAUGCAAGGAGACGAGGCCGGCGAGGAAGGCUCUGGAUCGGGUCGAAGCUAUUCCGACGACGACGCAUCCUACGACGCCGAGGGAUCUGGUGAAGAAGGCUCAGGAACGCAAGAUGUUGAAGGAAGACCGAUAGAAGGCAAAGAACCUACAUACACGUCCACUCCAAAAACGAAAGGAGCCUCAACAUCUCGUCCAUUGUUCUCAAUCAUCUUCACCACGGCGGUGCUGGCGAUGCUCGGACACUGCCUCACCUAAAGCGGCAACAACACCUCUGCGAACAAAAUGCGAUCACCGAACGGUGACAAGUAAGAAUAUCCAUAUCAUUGUGUGACGCGAAGUGUGUACAGAAAGUGUGCCUGCUACUAGUAGUAAUACUAUAAAAGACACUUGAAUUCGUUGUAGCUCAGUGUCAUUGGCGUAACAAAGGUGGCUGUUUAACUUAAAUUAUCGUUGGAAUGGAGUUUGUAAAAGGAUACUGAAUGGAAUGGCUUUCGAUUCUCAGGAAUUAGACUCCAAUUUUCUUCAGAGAAGUCUGAUUUAGUUUGAGUCAGUUUCCCUAAAGAAAAGUGACUCAAGGGGUCUCAUUUCAGAUAAUUAAUCCUAGUUACGCUAAUGGUCAAUAUCAAUACCGAGCACGAAAUUGUAGGAUAUAAUAUUAUAAUAGCUAGUCCCAAAUUAGUAUCAGAAUCCGACGCCACUUUCAUUUUAGUUUUUGUAUAAGAAUUUACAAAUCCAAUUUUAACGAUGCAUACCAAGCUGAAUUUGAUGCAUUUUUAUAUUUUAAAGUGUUAAAUGUACAGUGCAUAUCGGUGUUGUAUUCAUUUUGUAAAUAUUUUUUUAUCUUCGUAGUUUUAGGAUUUAGAUAUGAGAGCUUUACGAUACUUCUGCAUUUAAAUAUUCGAAGUGAUUAUCGAAAAAUUGUCAUAAUAAUAAGUUAUUUGAUGAAUCUUUUAAUCGUUGUUGAAGUAACUGAUUGGCAAUAAUUUUAUUAAGAGAAAUGUAUAACGAAUAGUGAUGAACAAUGAAGUAUGUACAGAGUGUAAAUACCUGAUGUCCUGGUAUAUAGGUGCUUAGCUAGUAAAUGUAUUUCGUUGCCAUAUUAAUAUUACGGAUAUUAUUAUUUAUAACAACGGAUUAAGUCAUAAUUUAAUAUUAUGUUAUGUGAUACAGUUGUAGUGAUUAAUUUUGUGCUCUAGCCGCGCCGAUAUAAAUCGACAUUAAAUAUCUUGCAAUGUUAAAUCUAAAGGAAAACUUAAUUAAAAUAUGUAACAGUAAAGUUUAUUUUAGAAUGAAUGUAUCAUCAUUUAUAUUCAUUUCAGAAAAUGGAGCUGAAUGUAUCACCUAAAAUGGUUAUAACUAUGCACAAUUCAAAAUAUAAUAAUCCAUGGCCUAUCUUAGAAUUAUUUCAAUGACUUAAUAUCAGAACAACCAAAACUGUAAUUAGAUAUUAUAAAGAGAAAAUUUUAAAAAUAAAAAAAUAUGUAGUUAUUACGAUAUUGUAAAUUGCUUUAAAUUAGUAAAUGAAUUGGAACGUGGCCGCCAUUUAAUGGCGCGCUGUUGAAAUUUUUGUAUAUGUAUGUUAGGUUAUGGAAUGUGGGAUGUAUGAGGACCAUACAAGGAACGUGGGAUAUUUCGACGUUAAGUAUAAAGACGUGAACAAUUGGAAAAUUAUAGUUCCCUGACAUAUUGUACUAUUUAUAAAUAAAUAUAGGCAAACUAAAUUAUCGUCAUUAUAAUGUCUAUAAAAAGUAAGUGCGUAAUAAAUUCAGCAAAAUUUUACCUCGUCUUAAGAGUAAGAAACUACGCCAGUUUAGACACACAAGCGUUUAAUUUAAAAUUGCAGAAAUCAUUUCAAACCUCUUGUUUACGAAACUGUUGCACGCUGAAGAACUCAAUGAUAUUAUAAUUAUAUUUUAGUACAUUAUGCCAUGGAACUUUUUAUUUCAAUGAAAUUGUUUAAAAAUGUACGAAAAAAAAGUGAACUUACGACGUAUUAUAUAAAUUUAUAACAAACAAAGAUAAAUGCUAAAAUAAAAAAAAAAACAUAAAAAUAAAGGAAAAAAAAUAUUGUAAAUGGAGGAUUUGUACGAAAAGACAAUAUUAUAAUAUUCACUUUUACUGAUUGCUUUUAAAAAAGACAAUAUUGUAAAGAAAUGUGUAUGUUCAGCUUAACAAGAAAUAUCCCGAUACAAAAAUGUAAAUAUUGUUGGGGCGUGUGUAAAGGAGACAAUUGCUGUUAUAUCUGAUUAUAUAUAUUAUGAAAAUAAAUACUGUACUAUACGA
Molecule: messenger RNA, 3875 nt
Organism: Manduca sexta (tobacco hornworm)
Lineage: Eukaryota; Metazoa; Arthropoda; Insecta; Lepidoptera; Sphingidae
Gene: dally
Product: division abnormally delayed protein
Exons: 9
Coding region: 165-1847 (560 amino acids)
Biological process (GO): regulation of protein localization to membrane; positive regulation of canonical Wnt signaling pathway; cell migration
Cellular component (GO): cell surface; plasma membrane; extracellular region
Source: RefSeq, a predicted model, not a curated record